Messenger RNA from Zingiber officinale, 1191 nucleotides. RefSeq names its product putative F-box protein At5g38270. Bases 1 to 1191 code for a protein of 396 amino acids. The transcript has a single exon. Gene Ontology annotation, molecular function: protein binding. NCBI's taxonomy places the organism in Eukaryota, Viridiplantae, Streptophyta, Magnoliopsida, Zingiberales, Zingiberaceae. The record is from RefSeq and is a predicted model, not a curated record.
AUGGAUGAUGAUGCUCAUGAUUGGUCGUUGCUUCCUCUUGAUCUUCUCAGACUUCUCGGAGAGAAGUUAGAACUCCCACAUCGUAUUGUUUUUCGUACCGUGUGUAAGUCUUGGUGCUCGGCUCUCCCUUCUGUUAGUGUUCCAUACCCUUGGCUUCUUCUUCCCGCACAACAAAUUGAUGACUCGUGUACCUUUUUACCUUUGCCUUCAGAUAAUGAGCAUCAUUCCUACUUCAAGUUUUCUCCGGUGCCUCCACUCUACGGCAUGUGUUAUGCUGGAUCUAAUGGUGGUUGGGUUGCCAUUGUUGAUUUAGCUUUUCACGUUAGCCUUUUGAAUCCCCUUACCAGCGCUCAAAUCGAUCUCCCUUCUUUGCUUCACCUUUUCCCUGGUGAAUCUCUACCUAAUUGUGGCGGUUACAGAUUCUAUAAGACAGAUGGAAAUUCUUACUUCAAUGACUUCGAAACUUGUCGUGACUACCACCUAAAGAAAGUCAUCUUCUCCUCCAAUCCAACUCCCAAUAAUUAUAUGGCCAUGGUUAUUUGUAAUGGAUUUCCGAGUGCCUACACUAAAGCAGGCAUAUCCAAGUGGAUAAGUCUAGACUUUUCUAUGCGUGACCUUAUUUAUUAUAAUGGAUUAUUUUAUGCUCUAAUGGGUCCUUCAUAUAUUAUCGCGAUUGACCUAAGUGGAGAUGAUCCAAUCAAGAGAGUUUUCAUUGAUGAUGACAUUGAAUUCUUCGACUCCUUACCAAUCUGUGAAUAUCAUUAUCAUUACUUGGCAUUCUCAAGCACUGGCGAACUAUUCCUAAUUUUGAGACGUGCAGAAUAUGUUUAUCUAGAUCCUGAUGAUGAUGAUGAUGAUGAUCCAAUAAAGCAUGAGACCAUAGGAUUUAUGGUUUUCAAGUAUAAUUGUGAUAGUAGUUAUUAUUGGGAUGAAGUUAGAUGUUUGGGAAACAAGUCUAUUUUUGUAGGCAUGAAUAAUGCUUAUUUAUUAUCGAUCGAAGAUUUUGCUGGACUCGAAGCAAAUUGUAUCUACUUCACUGACACUUGGGAGGGAUCAAGAUGCAAUGCAGAUAAAGGAAGAUCAAAUUUAGAUAUUGGCAUCUUCAAUUUGGAACCAAAAAAGUUUCAGCGUUAUUGCUUGCCAUAUGAAAUUACUUUACCUCCGCCAAUUUGGUUCAUUCCAUCCAUGUAA